Molecule: messenger RNA, 2995 nt
Organism: Nicotiana attenuata
Lineage: Eukaryota; Viridiplantae; Streptophyta; Magnoliopsida; Solanales; Solanaceae
Product: probable methyltransferase PMT28
Exons: 8
Coding region: 271-2607 (778 amino acids)
Cellular component (GO): endosome; cytoplasm; trans-Golgi network
Molecular function (GO): methyltransferase activity
Source: RefSeq, a predicted model, not a curated record
UUUUCAGCAUGUUAAACAUUAAUUACAUUAUAACUAGGGUAAUCUCUAUGUUUAAACUUAUCCUUUUACCAAGAUACUGACUGUUCCCAAAAAUAAACAUUUUUAUAUCUACUAAUGAAUCUUGCUUUUACUUCACUUAACUUUAGUUUCUAGUUAGAACUUCACUAUCAUUUCUCUCUUCAGCUUCCAAGAUUUGUUUUGUUUGUUUCUUUUCAACUUCUGCAAAUAGGCUAAAAUUCUGGGAAUGUCUCUGAAUUUCCAUUGACUUCAAUGAGGAAGCAGCGCACAACUUUAACAAGAUUUGGGCGCAAGGUAAAGGGUUCAUAUCAAUCUUUUGGAUUAGGUGUAAAGUUAGCUGCAGUAGUAAUCUUGGGUCUUUGUUUUGUAUUCAUUUGGUCUGUUUUUUCACCUUCUUCUUAUUCAAUAACUUAUCAAAGAGAAAACUUUGAUGAUAUUAGAGAACCCAUUUCAUCUGCAAAUAGAAAAAAGGUUACUUCUUUAGUUCCUUCUACCAAAAAAACAGAACCCCAUAAAGGUCAUUUAGUUAAUAAAGAAGAUAAGAAAUUGAAACAUAGAUCAAGUUCAGGUGAAAAAAAGAAAAAAAUUGAUGGUUCUUUGCCUUCAAAAUCUGGUAAUAGUUGGCAUAAAAAUGAGAAAAGUGGAGUUGAUAGAAAAAGAAAGGGUGAGGAUCUGAAAUUAUCCAAAAAAGUUGAUGAGGUGAAAGAUCAAAUUUUGGGAGGAUCUGAAACUGAGGAAGAGAAAAUAGAAAACAAGAAACAAGAAGAAGAAAAAGAAGUAGUUGAGGGUAAAGAGAAUGUCAAAGAAAAUUCAAACAAUAAUAAACAAGAAGGAGAAGAAGAAGAAGCAGUAGAUGGUAAAGAGAAAGAGGAAACAGAAACUAAUAACGAAGAUGAAGAAGGUGCAGUAGAUGGUAAUGAGGAAGGGGAAGGAAAUGGUGAAUUGACUAAUUCUGAGGAGUUGGAUCAAGAGGCUGCUGAUAAAGUGGAAGAUGAGGAUGAGAAUUCUAGAGAUACUGAGAAGAAAAUGAAGAAGAAUUUAGGACCAUUAUUUGAUCCCAAAGUACAUUAUACUUGGAAUUUGUGUAGUACUAGAAGCAAGCACAAUUACAUUCCUUGCAUUGACAUUGAAAGUGUCAGUGGAAAGUUGCAUAGUUUUCGGCAUCACGAAAGAAGUUGUCCUAAAGCACCUCAAAUGUGUCUUGUUCCCCUUCCUCCUGAUGGUUAUGAAACUCCAGUAAGCUGGCCUGAAAGUAAGUCAAAGAUACUUUAUAAAAAUGUGGCACACCCGAAAUUAGCAGCGUUUGUUAAGACAGAAAGCUGGGUGGUGGAGUCUGGAGAAUAUCUCACUUUUCCGUUGAACCAAUCUAUGCCCAAAGGUGGAAUUCAGCAUUAUCUAGAUUUCAUAGAAGAGAUGGUACCAGACAUUGAAUGGGGGAAGAACAUCCGUGUAGUGCUGGAUAUUGGAUGUAAAGAUUCAAGCUUUGGGGCUUCUCUACUUGAGAAAGGUGUAUUAACACUUACUCUAGGCUUAAAAGAUGACCUAGUGGACCUAGCACAAGUUGCGCUUGAGCGUGGUUUUCCAGCAGUAGUUACCCCAUUCGGAACUCGGAGGCUUCCCUUUCCUAGUGGCGUCUUUGAUGCUAUUCACUGUAGUGAUUGCCGUGUAUCUUGGCAUUCUAAUGGGGGAAAGCAUCUUAUAGAGAUGAACAGAAUUUUGAGGCCCGGAGGUUAUUUUAUUUUCUCUUCAAAGCACAGUAGCAUUGAAGUUGAAGAAGCUAUGUCAACGCUGACAGCUUCAAUUUGUUGGAAUAUCCUUGCUGAUAAAACUGAUGAAAUCAGUGAUAUCAGGAUUAAGUUAUACCAAAAACCACAAGCAAAUGACAUAUAUCAAUUGAGAAGGAAAAAAGUUCCUCCUCUAUGCAAAGCGAAUGAGAACCCAGAUGCUUCCUGGUAUGUGCCAAUAAGAUCUUGCUUGCAUACAAUUCCUGAAUCCAUAGAACAACGAGGAACAGAAUGGCCUGAGGAAUGGCCAAAGAGACUUGAAACUUUUCCGGACUGGAUGAAUAAUAGAGAGAAAUUGGUCGCAGACAGUGAGCAUUGGAACGCUAUUGUUAACAAUUCUUAUCUAGUUGGCUUGGGUAUUGAUUGGUCCAACAUUCGGAAUGUAAUGGAUAUGAAAGCCAUCAAUGGAGGAUUUGCAGCUGCCCUUGCGCAGCACAAGGUGUGGGUGAUGAAUGUGAUUCCUGUACAUGCACCAAAUACCCUUCCCAUAGUCUUUGAGCGAGGACUUGUUGGCGUGUACCACGAUUGGUGCGAGGCAUUUGGUACUUAUCCGAGAUCGUAUGACCUUCUACAUGCAGAUCAUCUCUUCUCAAGGCUUAAAAACAGGUGCAAGCAUCCCAUAGUGAUUGUAGUUGAGAUGGACCGCAUAUUGCGGCCUGGUGGUUGGGCAAUUAUACGUGACAAGGUCGAAAUACUUGAUCCACUAGAGAGUAUAUUGAGAAGCUUGCAUUGGGAGAUACGAAUGACAUUCGCAAAAGAUAAGGAAGGCAUCCUUUGUGCACAAAAGGCCAUGUGGAGACCUUGAUGAAUGGAGCAAAUCUUUCGCUUUCCAUUUUCCAGAUCUUCCCUGCAGAAGUUUCGAGGCAAGUCAUUUGAUUAUUUGGAUAAGCAAGAAGGAUACCACAUACGGUUCCAGUCUUACAGUCAUUCUUUACAAGAUCUGCUGUUUAUCCAUUCGAGAUUUGUCUAUACGCGUUGAGUAACACAUUGUCACUACUGCUAACAAUUGCGAUUUCUUGUACCGAUUUCUUGGCCUCAGUCUUUACAUACUGGAAAAGUAAUGAUCUCUUGUAACAACUAGUGCAUUGAUUGAAUCGAACAUUUGUGCAUAAUUGUAAUAUGUUUUUUUUCCCAACCUCAUGUCCGUUGUUAGAGUAUCAUAUGAACCGUAAUACUAUGAUGUGGUUUCUUUA